AUUGUUCCUGGGCCGCUUGUUAUCAUGUUUUGGUCAUUACUUCAUUGAUUAGAGAGGUUUCAUUUGAUAACUCACCCAUAAUAUCCAGCUGUUGGAGGUCAGAAUUCAGCUGUGUAGCCAAUGAUGUAACUGUAAUGAUUGAAUUACAGCUUGUAAACCGUGUGUGUGUGUGUGUGUGUGUGUGUGUGUGUGUGUGUAGAUGGUACUGACUGAGCAGUGAUUCUGUGUGUGGGCUGAUUCAGGGUGCUGGUAAGUGUAGCUUCACGAUGGCCGAUGGAGGCAGCGACGACGACGUCAUCCACCUGGCGAGCUUCAACGUCCACCGCAGCCAAGGCUCGUGUUCCCGUCAGAGGGAGCUCAUCACUAUUUCUGAUGACUCGGACGAAGAGCCCGUGACUUUGGUACCUGGCAGUCCUGUUUUAGUCCCAGAUGAUGCGGAUGAUGACGAUAUCAGCAUACUGGAGCCACUAACUCCUGCACGCAGACAUGUGAUUCGUCCAGCAGCGAAGUGGAGCGGGGCCUCGCACAACCUCAUUCAAGUCGUAGGUGAAAGUAGCCUAACCUCUGGGAUUCCCUCAGGGGACCAUGGCUCUGCCCCCUCUACCUCCAGAGAUGCCAAGGCCACCAAGGCCACCCAACCAGCCAUACGAACACAGACAGUGCAGUCCAGCACAUCUGGACAGACACUGCCACAGCCUGGCCCUUCAUCACACACACUCUCUCAGCCAAGACUGAACACAAACUCACAGCAACAGGAAGGUACGUCAGCACAUACAAAUGUGGAGCUUCAUGCAGUUUCUUCUGUCCACACCCCAUCUACCUCCACCAAUGCCAAGGCUAAUGCCAUCUCAUCCAGACAGCUUGUGCAAGUACUUGUCCAACCUCAGCCCAGCACAUCUGGACUCCCACAGCCACAAGCCGGCUCGUCAGCACACUUAGCAGUGGAGCGCCAGGCGAGUACAUCUGCCAGCGCCACACAGCACACUUGUGUUGCUGCAGUGACUGUGUCAGGUUCAUCUAAGACUCAAGAAAAGGCUACGACAAGUAGUCUCACACAAGACAAUCCUCAGGCCAGUACUUCAUCUGCACAUGCCCAGUCUCACACACAGACGCAGCCUCAACCCGGUACAUCGUCACAGGUCCAGUUGACUGGAACCACGUCCCUGCAGCCCAACGUCACCCAGGAGAAGGCGGUGAAGAUAGUUGUUCUUCCACAGCAGCCUAGCAUCCAGGCCUCUGCUCUGGUAACACAGCCCCAGCUGCAGGUCGUCCCCCAGAACCUGCCGCAGCACAUUUCCCUUAAUCAAAUGCAGGGCAAUCUCAUUCAGAUUGAACCCCAACCCCUGGCCCAGGCUCCUGCCCAGCCCGCAGUCCAGCCCCCGGAAGCCCUUCAGGUCAUACCAGUGAUCCCCCCUGCAGUUCUAAUCGCUGCAGCCCCAGAGAGACUCGGUACUCCAGAGGCAGGGCACCGGAUCAUCCUGGGGAGCCAGCCGCCUGGGAACGCUGUUCCCAAUCCUCCACCACAGGCUGGUGGCCCCAGUGCGAUUCCACCACGCUGGAACCUCAACAUCAGGGUGCCUAAUGUGAACUCUAACCCUCCAGCUCCCGCCCCGCCAGCCUCCUACGGCGGAGGGGUGGCUCGCAUCAUUCUGGCCCCAAACCUAGAAAGGGUUAAUCCAGCCCCUGCUCUGGUCGCGGUCCCUCCUGCACCAGAGGACAUUCCCCGAAUAGAGGAUGCAAGACCUGGACCCUCUGUGCCACAAGGGAGACCAGAGCAGCAGCCUCACGUCAGAACCCUGAUCUCUGGUGUUUUGGAUCUACUCCCAGAUGUCCAGGAAGCCUAUGUAGCAGAACUGAUCCACCAGAAUAAUGUGAAAGACUUGAAUGUUAUCUGUAACCUGCUGUUAGAAAAUCCGAAGUAUCCGCGGAGGGAGACGGCAGCCGCCUCAGCAGCUCCCUCCAGCAUCCUGCUGGAGCCUGGAGACACCCAGACGGAGGUGACUGAGGACUUGUUCGAUUAUACCAAGCUGGGAACUGUGGGACCAGAAGUUGUGAUGCAGGCCGCCGACUUGCUCAUGGCAGAUUUCAGGAUGCUCAGCUGUCAGGAUAUCAAAUGGGCCCUUAAUGCCCUGAAGGGACACUAUGCAAUCACACGCAAGGCCUUAUGUGAAGCUCUGAAGAAGUGGCAGGAAUCAGGCGACCCAUCAGGAAAGAGAAGACGGAGCAGGACUUCAUCGGAGCGCUGCUACAUAGAUUUCCAUUUUGAGCAUGGUUCGCUGAAGUUUGAAAAAAGGAUGUAUUUCCUGGAGAACGACCGACGUUACUGCCGGACGUACAGCAAUCUGGAGGCAUCUGUGCAGAAGGAGCUGUCGUUCUACCAGCAGAAGGCCAAGGAAUGGGCAGAGCAUGAGGACUUUCUUCUGGCUCUGCAAGUCAAUGAGGAUGAAUAUAAGAAGGACGGUCAGCUGAUCGAGUGUGGCUGCUGCUACGGGGAGUUUGCGUUUGAGAAGAUGACACAGUGUUCGGACGGUCACCUGUUCUGCAAAGAGUGCCUGGUCAAAUACGCUCAGGAGGCAGUGUUCGGCUCUGGGAAGCUGGAGCUGAGCUGCAUGGAGGGCGGCUGCCCGUGCUCCUACCCUGUGUGUGAGCUGGAGAAGGUCCUACCAGAGAACAUACUGUGUAAAUACUACGAGAGGCAGGCGGAGGAGGCGGUCGCUGCCACCUGCGCUGACGAGCUAGUGAGAUGUCCAUUUUGCAACUUCCCCGCCUUGCUGGACAAAGACGUGUCUCUGUUCAGCUGCCCCAACCCGCGGUGCCGCAAGGAGAGCUGCAGAAAGUGCCACGUCCAGUGGAAGCAGCAUGUGGGGAAGACCUGCGAGCAGGUCCUGGAGAGGGACGAGAUCCGCAUGAGGGUGGUCUUUGAGGAGCGCAUGACGGCAGCUCGCGUCAGGAAGUGUGUCAAGUGUGGGACGGGCCUGGUCAAGUCGGAGGGCUGCAACCGGAUGUCGUGCCGCUGCGGCAGCUUCAUGUGCUACCUCUGCCGAGAGCCCAUCACCGGCUACAACCACUUCUGCCAGCACGCCCGCUCUCCUGGCGCGCCCUGCCGCCACUGCCGCAAGUGCUCCCUCUGGACGGAUCCCACGCAAGACGAUGAGCGAAUUAUCCAGGAGAUCCAGAAGGAAGGUGAAGCCGAGCUGAGCAAGAAGUGUGCAGAUAAUUCAGGGAAGAGGGUGGGCCCACUCCUGGAGCCUGUGACGGAUCCAAAGCGGCCACGUGUGGGUCCACCCCCAGAGAACCCCCCCAACCUGAACCCGGCGGCGCCUCCUCACCCUCAGGCGGUGCAAGCUCCCCUGUUCGUCCCCCCGCACCUGCCCCCCCCAAACAACAACAACAACAACAACAACCACCACAACCCUCCGUUCGACCCUCACCACCACAACAUGAACGUGAUGGACCUGCCCAUGCACUACGGCCCGCCGCACCGCUACUACAGACGCUUCUAACGGGACGCGUGCAGCGCCGCCGCUCCAUCCUCACGUGUUCGUUCACUACACGUCUUCAUUAAACGGUUUGGGAGGGGCGAGCUUUCUUCUGUGUGCAUUACCUUUCUCCUUUCAGUCUCCAUCUGUUUCCAUGUCAGCCACUCAGCAGCCGAUAAACACAUGAAAUGCGUUUGUAGAGAAACACAUCUGGACACUUUGCCUUCUCCUGCUGAACUCGGGGCUUCAGCGACGCGGCGGAUCUCCACGUUAGGACCCUUUUUCACACCCUGUUUGUACUGAGGUUGAACUGAUGGACGGCUGCGGAUCUUGAGACGAUUUAUUUCCAGUUUAUACAGAUAUUUUUGAGUACAUAAUAAAAACAAAACGAUUGUUAGCA
Stegastes partitus (bicolor damselfish) is the source of this 3879-nucleotide messenger RNA. RefSeq names its product ring finger protein 216 (gene rnf216). Bases 267 to 3503 code for a protein of 1078 amino acids. NCBI's taxonomy places the organism in Eukaryota, Metazoa, Chordata, Actinopteri, Pomacentridae. The record is from RefSeq and is a predicted model, not a curated record. The transcript has 17 exons.